AUGCCCGAACAAUUUGUGGUGGCUAUAGUCGGGGCUGGCAUUGCAGGCUUGACCCUCGCAAACUUCCUAGAGAAGCUAAACAUCGAAUUUCUUCUCCUGGAAGCGAAGGGUGAGAUUGCACCUCCAAUCGGUGCAUGCUUCGGCUGGCAACCCCAUGGUCUCCGAAUCUUCGACCAGCUGGGUUGCUGCGAAGAGAUGCUCGCCGUCUCAGAGGUCAGCACGACACAUGGGUAUCCCAUUACAAUAACACCACGUCACUCGGCUAUUCGGGUCCUGUAUGAACACCUGCAGCACAGAGACAGGGUUAUACUUGGACAACGAAUUGUCAACGCUGAGCAGUCCGGUGACAAAGUCUUUCUUCACGCUGAAAGCGGGCGUAUCUUUGAAGCGGACAUUGCUGUUGGCGCAGAUGGUGUCCACAGCAUGGUUAGGCGAGCGAUGGCGAAGAUGGCAAUGGAGUCUAAAAUUGAAGCAAGAAUCGAACUGAAGACACAAUGCGAGUAUGAGUGCAUUUUUGGCGUAUCACGACCGACGGGUGAUCUCAAGUCAUCGCAAUCUCAUAUAACACGUCGCGAAGCAGGACCAAUAAUCACGGUCAUAGUCGGGCCAAAUGAUACGCCAUCCUGGUUUCUCUGGUUUAAGCUCCCGGAGGACACCCAUGGUGUGAAUAUCCCAAGAUUCACAGCUGAAGACGAACUUGCGCUGGCCGAGCAGGAGUCCGAGAUGUAUGUUUCUGCAAAUGUCAAGUUCAAGGAUUUAUACAAGAACGUCAUCUUCAGUCGAACAACGGCAUUACCGAUUCAUGCAUCCCCGACGUGGCACUUUGGUCGGUUUGUACUUAUCGGUGAUUCUGUCCACAAGUUUGACCCAGUGACAGGCCAUGGCGCAAAUUCGGCAGUUGAGUCGGCGGCAGCACUUGCUGAUAAUCUCAGCGCCAUGAUGACCAGUAGGAAUCAUCUUUCGGCCGAAGACAUUGAGUCAGUGUUUUCUCAAACGGCUUUGUUACGGACUGAAAGAGUUGCGUGGCUUGUGGAGGAAAGCGCCCGAUUCCAGCGAUAUCUAUCAUACACAAACUUCGCAGCUCAAGUUUUGUUCUUCCGACUUGUACCAUUGUUAGAGACACGCGUGGUUACCGACUUCUUCAGCAAGCGAAUGUUCUCGGGUUAUAGGUCCAAAGCACUACCGAAUCCAAAUCUCAAUAAGAAGGUCGCGCAUUCCGUACCGUACGUUGACGAGCUUCUUGCCGAGCCGAAAUCAGAUUCGUGUCUCACCAGGAUCGCAAUUGUUGCAUAUAUGGCACUGUUAUAUUUCGCCCUGAGUCGCCAGGACGUGCCAAUAGAUGGAAAGUGGCCAAGUCCAUUGGCCAGAGCGAUGCAACCGUCUACGUUUAUUCUUCCAGAUGCAGCAUCCAACUCCCUGUUGUUCGUGUCUUGCUGGCUGACAACUGAAGUCGCUAUUCAGAUGACCUUGGUAACAGAGUCGCGUCGACCGAGAAACCGGCUGGCUCUCUUCAGCGUUGCGUACCUUCACGGCCUUAUUAGCGGUUUCUGCAGCAUAACAGCGACUUGCUGUUUAACUUUUUUGCUAGAUAACAUCGGAACCGACGGCCGGAACCGACGGCCCAAGUUGCUGGUGGCCGUCUGCGACGAUAUCGCCUCUUGCCAACUCUAG
This is a messenger RNA of Pochonia chlamydosporia 170, 1671 nucleotides long. Its product is annotated as FAD binding domain-containing protein. The coding region runs from base 1 to 1671 and encodes 556 amino acids. Gene Ontology annotation, molecular function: FAD binding. Lineage: Eukaryota; Fungi; Ascomycota; Sordariomycetes; Hypocreales; Clavicipitaceae. The transcript has 3 exons. The record is from RefSeq and is a predicted model, not a curated record.